This is a messenger RNA of Exophiala dermatitidis NIH/UT8656, 324 nucleotides long. RefSeq lists its product as uncharacterized. The record is from RefSeq and is a predicted model, not a curated record. The transcript has 2 exons. Lineage: Eukaryota; Fungi; Ascomycota; Eurotiomycetes; Chaetothyriales; Herpotrichiellaceae. Bases 1 to 324 code for a protein of 107 amino acids.
AUGUCUGCAUUGCGCACCGAUGUGAACCACCUAUCCACAAGCAUGGAUUUGAAAUUCAAGAAUUUGAGCCAAGCCGUAUCAAGCCAGCUCGCUGUUUUUGGUGCUGAGCUGAACACACUGGUUACCACACAAACUGCGAAAAUGGAUCGGUUUGAAAACAAGUUCUUGUUCAGAAUGUUGAUUGCGGUAUUCGGUCUGGCAGUAAUCGGCAUUAGUGGCCCAGUGACUGCCGUGGUCCUCCACACCCAGACAACCACCGUCCUUCCACAAACAGACGGGAGACUUUCUCCCAUCCAGCCAGGCUCCAGUACAGCCGGCCUCUGA